AUGUCCGCAAGUGGUAAAGACGAAAAGCGUAGUACAACAUCGUUAUAUUCAUUUGAUUCUCAUAAAAAAACUUCAACACCAUCAUCAAUUGGAGCAGAAACUUCUACGAUUCAACAACCAUCAGAAUAUCAUAGUAUGUCCAGCAUGUAUACAACUGCUGGUAAUAGUAGUAACAAUUAUAAUAUGGCUUAUUCAACGGCAGGAUACGGUGGUGACUAUAAUAUGACAUAUUCAUCAGUAACAGGUGGAACGAGCGGAAUUGGUCAAGGGAUAAAUACUUAUGCGAAUGUUAACACCGGUCAAGAUUCACAAUACUAUUCACCGACUAGUGCUCAAGAUGGUUCUUCAGCCUAUGAAUAUGCAUCGUAUCAACCAGCUGGUGUCAAUUAUCAAAAUGGUGUUGGACUACAGCAGGAUGAAGGUAUACAAUCGUGGGAUCAUCUAUUUGGUAACCAGUCAACUGGAACUUCUGGUAUCGGUAGCGGAGGUGAUUAUAAUACUAAUAACUUAUCGCAAUCGGUAUCCGGUACCGACUUAACAUCAUCAGCCGGUGGACAUCAACAGAACACAACAUCGUACAGCGAGUAUGGUGGUGACAUUCAGCAGGGUGGUUUACAAUAUGGAGGAGCCGCUGAAGAAGUUGGUAUAGAACAGGAUUAUGCAACAAUAGUUCGAACACGACAUCUUUACUAUGACCCAAAUCCACAAAUGAUACAUAGGAAACAGCCGUCGGAACCAGUCACGUACAAACAAAAUGUUAUGAUUCGAUUUCUUCAACCGCCACCAAUUCCCCCUCCUGGACCGUUAAUUGUUCGUGAAGUUAGGCCACCUCAGCCACCACCACCGCCACCUGUUGUAAUUCGGCAACGUCCACCACCAGUCCAAACACCACCACCAUUGAUUCUGAGAGAACGGCCUCCACCUAUUCCAGCUGCCAUGACCGCUACAGUUGUGACUCGAACACUUCCGUCCAUACCUCCACCACCUCGUUCUGUUAUUCUUGAAAAACUGCCGCCAUUACCACCAAAGCCGCGAGAUAUUAUCAUUGAACGAUGGAUUCCCUAUGAAUCGAUGCAUAAACGAAAAGUGAUAGUUCAAAAAGCAGAAGCAGAAAAACCUUAUCCAGCACCCCGUAAUAUUAUUAUUGCGUAUGAAAGUGUGCAAGCUAGAGUUGUGCGCCAAUUUCAAAAAUUAGGAGUUACACCCGAAGAUCCAAAAGCUUAUACCGCUCGAUAUGGUAGUUCACUAUUAGAUCCUCAGCGAUUAGUAACUGAAGCACGACAAUAUGGAGUUGUUGAAGAUAUUGUAAAUAUUGAAAGAAGGGCAACAGCAGCUACUUCAGCAAAUUCAUUUCAAACAGGUACGUUUGAUGGUGAAUAUUAUGGCGGUCUACAGGGAAGUAGCUCAGGAUUUGAAGUAGGUGCUCAGUAUGAAAAUUCACAAUCGUAUAAUUACGGUUCAAGUGAUGUUGUUGGUCAAGAUUUAAAUUUUGGCGGUAUCACCAAUUAUACAACAUCUAGUGCUCAAGAAUAUCAGUCCGAGGCAACUGUAGGCGCAAAUAGUGCCUCACCCUAUCUUACAGGUGAUCAGCAUUUUUCAUCAAUACAUUAUGGUAAUGGUGCAGCGGGCACUACAUCACGAAAUUUCAUUGCUCACGUCUCGUCUGAUCAAGGUCUCCGUACCGGCGAUUUUUAUGGUGGAGGAGAUGGUGGCAGUAUUGACUACUCUGAAGAAUUAAAGCGUUAUGGUUUUGAUGAUUCUGGUGCUGCCCUUCAGAACAUCUAA
Didymodactylos carnosus is the source of this 1785-nucleotide messenger RNA. Lineage: Eukaryota; Metazoa; Rotifera; Eurotatoria; Philodinida; Philodinidae. The record is from the annotation of a GenBank genome assembly.